ACAGACAAAGAUGGAGUCAAAUCUGACAAACAUCAUGGAGAACAACAACACAAAUUGUGACUCCAUUGAUGACUUCCGUAACCAGGUUUACUCCACAGCUUACUCUCUCAUCACCGUCUUAGGCUUGGUUGGGAAUGGCUUGGCCCUGGUGGUGCUGAUAAGAACAUACCGCGAGAGCUCCCCCUUUCACGUCUACAUGCUGAACCUGGGUGUGUCUGACCUGCUGUGUGUCAUGACAUUGCCAUUGCGAGUGGUCUACUACGUCAAAAAGGGCCAGUGGAACUUUGGUGAUUUCCUCUGCCGCAUCAGCUCCUACGCCCUCUACGUCAACCUCUACUGCAGCAUCUACUUCAUGGCGGCCAUGUCCUUCACACGCUUCCUGGCCAUUGUGUUCCCUGUGCAGAACAUGCGGCUGGUGACAGAGAACCGCUCCCGGCUGGUGUGUGUGUGUAUCUGGGUCGUCAUCUGUCUCUUAUCCUCCCCCUUCCUGAUGUCCGGUCAGUCAAUGGACCACUUAACAAAUAAAACCAAAUGUUUUGAACCUCCAAAACCUGGAAAUGUGCAGAAACUUGUCGUGCUGAACUAUUUGUCUCUCGGGGUGGGCUUCAUCCUGCCCUUCCUGGUCAUACUGGUCUGCUACGCUGGCAUUGUGCGCGCCCUGCUAUACCGCAACCACACCGCCCGACGUCAGCGGGUCACGGACACCAAAGUCAUCCGGAUGAUCGUCAUUGUCCUGCUGACCUUCCUCAUCAGCUUCAUGCCCUACCAUGUGCAGCGCACCAUCCACCUGAACUCCCUGUUCAGGGAAAACGCCCCCUGCUCGGAGCAGAUUGCCAUGCAGAAGUCUGUUGUAGUGACACUAAGCCUGGCUGCUGCCAAUUCGUGCUUCGAUCCACUGCUUUACUUUUUUUCUGGAGAAGGUUUCCGCAGUCGCUUGUCCUCCCUGAGGCGGUCAAUGAAGAGCAACAACCAGAACCGUAUUGCCAGGAUGAAGACCACCACUAACCCAGAGAUUGUGGAGAACCACCAGCUAAAGGCCAGUUAAGUUACACUUGACAAAACCAGUAUCAUCAAUCAAGAAGCUUAAGAUAUGAUGAAAUAGCUCAGGAUAGUGUGUGCCCUCAUUUACAACCAGGAAGUAUUCGAGAGGAAACUAAAAAGGCACAGAGAAAGCUUUAACAAUAAGGGCUAGUUUACUCAUGAACAGAGUACUUAAACAUUUCAGAAGAAUCUCAGGAUGUUGUUUUUCAUUCAAGUUGAUAUUUAUUAUUCUAAAGAAUGUAUGUGUUCAAUAUUUGCAUGAUUAUCAUUGCAGUAAUCAGUAGCAAGAAAAAUACUCAAUCUGUGGAAUAAAAAUAUAUAAAUACACAGUGUACCAAUGUAUAAAUGUAUUGUACUGAUGUCUUUUUACUUAUUCGUGUACAGCACAGCAUAUUUUGUGCCAAUGGUAAUGUUGUAAUGCCAAUAACAAUACUUUUUUUUACGAUGUAUGAUUUUCCUUGCUUUUCAUUACGACUUGUGUGAUUGUGUUUUUGUGCUACUGAUACUUUCUGAAUAUUUCCUGUAAAUAUGUUGAUGAGGGUGAAUUGUGAUUUUCUGCACUCUGUACCUGGGAGUAGUUUAGCACUUUGUGAAGAACAUUUAUUUAUGCCUUUAAAGCGAUAGUUCACCCCAAAAUCUAAAAUCAGAUGUUUCCUCUUACAUGUAAUGCUAUUUAUCAAUCUAGUGUGUUUGAUGUGAGUUUUUUGAGUGAGGAGAUAUUGCCUUUAACAACAUCUUCCCCUUCUCUUAAAUACUAUAUGGCAUUCUGCUUGUGGUACUCAAAGGGCCAAAAUAAGUAUUAUAAAAAACUUAAAGUAAUGUACUUUUCAAGAAAUCCUGACCUGGUUACUCAGGAUAAUCCAAAGACAUUGUUCUGAGCGUUUAUAUAUUUAUAUAUAUAUAUAUUUUACAGUAUUUCAAAUGCGUUCUUUGCCAGUUUACUGUAAGCACAACAACCUAAAAUUAAAACAAUAUAAAUUGAUAUAUAUCAAUUCAGGUAAAGGUGUUUUUUUCAAUUUGCAGUGAAUUGUCCGUUUAAGAUGAGUUACAGUAAAGGAACCAACUGUCAAAUGUUCCCCCCAAAAAUCUAACUAUACCUUUAAACAACUUCAAUUGUACAGUCCUGUUGUUUUCACCCAUGUUAUGUAUG
Messenger RNA from Notothenia coriiceps (black rockcod), 2191 nucleotides. Its product is annotated as cysteinyl leukotriene receptor 1. Gene Ontology annotation, cellular component: plasma membrane. The transcript has a single exon. Gene Ontology annotation, biological process: G protein-coupled receptor signaling pathway. The record is from RefSeq and is a predicted model, not a curated record. Gene Ontology annotation, molecular function: leukotriene receptor activity. Lineage: Eukaryota; Metazoa; Chordata; Actinopteri; Perciformes; Nototheniidae. The coding region runs from base 11 to 1045 and encodes 344 amino acids.